Molecule: messenger RNA, 1447 nt
Organism: Amborella trichopoda
Lineage: Eukaryota; Viridiplantae; Streptophyta; Magnoliopsida; Amborellales; Amborellaceae
Source: RefSeq, a predicted model, not a curated record
GUCUUUCAGUGUCUUCUUUCAUGUGAGAUCAGAAGUUCAGAACCAAGAUGGGAGAAUCCUGUAAUAUUGCCUCCGAUGAUGAUAUGAUCUUUCAUGAGAAGAAUAAGAAAAGAAAGCUGAAGACCCCAUCACAACUUGAGGCUUUAGAGAAGUUCUACAAUGAACAUAAGUAUCCGCCAGAGUCCCUUAAAGUACAGUUUGCCUGGAAAUGGGGCUUAUCUAUGAAACAGAUUCAGGUAUGGUUCUGGCACAGAAGGUUGAAGGACAAAAAGGUUUUCAAAGAAGAUGCACUCGCUAAUGGAGAGCAAGAUACUCAGAGAAUUAGACAGGAUUUAGUUAGCAGCUCAAAACAAGGGGAGAGCAAGAAUUUUAAUUUGAGUAAAGUAGAGAGCCAAAGAUUUAAUGACCCCAGUCUCACCUCAGAGCCUAGGCAUCGAUAUGUUCUGACUAGAACUUGCAGUGCUAUGCAUAAUAAUGCCUCUUCUGAAAGCGAUUCAGCUUCAGAAGAUAGGUCAUCUUUGCAGACUGAGGAUCACUACGAUAUGAAGCCUUUGAUAUACUCUUCAUUACACAACAAUUACAAUGAGUAUGUCAAUAUGGAUGGCAAAGUGAGAAGGGGAUAUGCUGUGUUGGAUGAAGACAUAUACUUUCAGGAGAAUGGUGAGGAUCCCACUAUUUCUUCUGUGAAAAGAAAGCUUGGAAGGCAUUACCAUGAAGAUGGCCCAAUGCUUGGCAUUGUAUUCCAGCCACUUCCUCCUGGUGCUUUUGACGCAUCAUUUGAGGAUUCUCGAUCUGCGCCAUAUCAUUUUGGAAGUUCCAUCAUGCAUAAUGCUCAUAACAUGUCAAGAGUGACAAAUGAAUCCCAAAUUGGAAUGGUAUAUGACAGAAUAAGGAAUAAUGUCAAACUCCGUGAAUCAUAUCCAUUGCUGCAUCAAAGGAAGGAAUUCACUUGUAGCAAUGUGUUGACCAGAAGGCCUUCUCUUACUAGUCACAGUGGAACUACCACCCCUGAUACGAAUCCUCCUUCGCAAACUGAUGGUGAUUCUGAAAGUGAAGUAUCAGAAUUUGUUGGCAAGAACUAUGGGGAUUGGUUAGACAAAGUAUGGUAUCAAUGAGGCCCAAUUCCAAUGCAGAUCAACAUCAUCAUCCAUACGUUCCAAAUUAUAGUACGGAGGAACAGUCAUAUUACCAUCAGCCAUGCAAUAAUAGUAAAACAGAAAUCCUAUAUAGGGAAAUGGACUGUUGUGAUGCAAAACCUGCAAGUCAUCUCUUAUGCCAAAGUGAGCUUUCUUGACGUCGGAACAGAGUGCAGUUGAGAGGAAUGACAAAGGUUGAAAUGAAUUUUGACAUGGUGUAAAGGGGAAAGAUGUGGGGAGAGAUGAAGAGAGAGAGAGAGCAUCAAUGCCCACUUCUACUAAGACUGCCUGUAAAGGACAAAAUACAAGUG